UGGUCUGGCAAAACUUUUGUUCCCCAUGGAAGCAAAAGUUGCAAUGGACAUUGCUCAAGUGGAUGGCACUUUUGAGUUCCCAUUAACUAUCCAUUCCGGGAAUGCACCUGGUGGCCAGAGGACUGUGGACUUAAAUGAAGCACCUUUCAAAAUUGAAGAGGAGCACCUCAAUAGGAUGAGAGCACUCUCGAAAACAGUGGAGCUUGGGAAACGCUUUUUCCCUCGUUGCUCAGAGGUACUCAAUAAUAUUAUGGAUGCUGAUAACUUACAAGAGCUUGCAUACCGGGGGAAUGAUAUCCCAGAGGAACGUGUACUGAAGAAGAAAAGGUACAUGGAACUCCAAGAGAUCCUGACUAAAGCAUUCCAUGAGGACAAAGAGGAAUUUGAGAAGUCUGCUGCCGUGUCGUCAUCGCUGUCUAAAACUUCCAUUAGAGCAGCAAGAUCUAGUAAUAAGCUCACGUUUAACAAGUAAAAUAGUACACUGAGACAGACGCAUACUUCAUGUUGUAUGUUGUAUUCAUAUGAUUCUUUCUUCUUUUUCCCAUUUUCUAAAUUUUGUUCUCUUUCUCAGUUCUUGUCUGUAACAUAUUUUUGAUCAUCUUGGGGUUUAAAGAAGGGAAUUUUGUUGUUAGUUUCCUGUUCUGAUAGCAAUUUAGAUAGCAGGCCUCACUUGUUUGUACUCA
Molecule: messenger RNA, 683 nt
Organism: Telopea speciosissima
Lineage: Eukaryota; Viridiplantae; Streptophyta; Magnoliopsida; Proteales; Proteaceae
Product: BTB/POZ domain and ankyrin repeat-containing protein NPR1-like
Exons: 2
Coding region: 26-472 (148 amino acids)
Biological process (GO): regulation of jasmonic acid mediated signaling pathway; regulation of salicylic acid mediated signaling pathway; defense response to fungus
Cellular component (GO): cytoplasm; nucleus
Source: RefSeq, a predicted model, not a curated record